UACCUUGAUAGAUAUUAAAUCGAGUGCCGGAAGAUUUGAGUUGCAAGAUUAUUGUUGAUUAAGCUCAAAUCUAAUUUGCCAUUUUGUUUGGGGUUAAUUUCGAUUCGGCUGCUUGAUUUGAUAUGAUCCGAUCUUGCAAACCCUAGCAUGAGGUAAUCGAGUAUCUUCGUGUUCAUUCUCCGUCUCUUCUUCUGAUUCAUCGUUUAUUUAAUCUGUUUUUCGGUUAAGUUUCGGCCAUUGAAUCUCUUCCUUAGCUUCAGAAGCGGGGGGAAGAGGUUUUCUUUGGUUGGGAAGAAUUGUGGAACCGUGUGUAAUUGGAUCUUGACGGAAGAGUAGUCUAGAUUUUUGUUGAUUCAGUUCCAGGAAGAUUCGGGCUGAGCUGUGGAAGGGUGUAAAUCAGGGGGUUUUCUGUGUUUCUCUGUUCUCUCUAGCUUUGGGGAAUUAUACUUAUGGAUCUUCUCCAGUCGUACACAGAUCAAAACGACGAUGACGGAAGCCCUAAACAGCUUACAUCUUCGCCGGAAGCCUCUCCGCCGCGGCUCCUCCCCUCCAAAACCUCGGCGCCCAAGGUUGAUGAUACAAUGUUGGCUCUUACGGUGGCCAACGCCUACAGGACAUUAUCUAAGCCGAUAGACCCAACUCAACAUCUAGUUGCCUUCAACCCUACCUACGACCAGCUCUGGGCGCCCAUUCUUGGGCCAUCUCAUCCCUAUGCGAAGGAUGGCAUUGCACAGGGCAUGAGAAACCAUAAGCUAGGCUUUGUUGAGGAUGCGUCCAUUGAGCCGUUUGUAUUUGAUGAGCAGUACAACACUUUCCACAAAUAUGGAUAUGCUGCUGACCCUUCAGCUUCUGCUGGAAACAAUUUCAUUGGGGAUAUGGAGGCUUUGCAGAAGAAUGAUGCCAUAUCCGUGUAUAACAUUCCACAGCAUGAGCAAAAGAAGCGGAAGAUUGAGAAGAAGAAAGAAAUGAGUGAGAGUGAGGAUGUGGAAAUGGAGUUGAACCCGGCUGAAGUUGAUAACCCGGCGAGUGAUGUGUGGUUGAUGAAGAAUAGGAAGAGCCCUUGGUCUGGGAAGAAGGAAGGUCUGCAAACUGAGCUAACUGAGGAGCAGAAGAAAUACGCAGAAGAGUAUGCAAAGAAGAAAGGUGAAGAGAAAGGUGGUGAGAAGGGAGAAGUUACAGCAGAUAAGAGUACUUUUCAUGGUAAAGAGGAGAGGGACUAUCAGGGUAGAUCUUGGAUUGCACCACCGAAGGACGCCAAGGCCACGAAUGAUCAUUGUUAUAUACCAAAAAGAUUGGUGCAUACAUGGAGUGGGCACACAAAGGGUGUAUCUGCUAUUAGAUUCUUCCCUAAACAUGGUCAUUUGAUUCUUUCAGCAGGUAUGGAUACCAAGGUGAAGAUAUGGGAUGUGUUCAAUUCUGGGAAAUGUAUGAGAACCUACAUGGGUCACUCUCAGGCAGUUCGGGAUAUUUCGUUUUGUAACGAUGGGUCCAAGUUCUUGACUGCUGGGUAUGAUAAAAAGAUUAAGUAUUGGGAUACAGAAACAGGGCAAGUGAUAUCAACCUUCUCGACUGGGAAAAUUCCUUACGUAGUUAAGCUCAAUCCUGAUGAUGAUAAGCAGAAUAUUUUGCUGGCAGGGAUGAGUGAUAAGAAGAUCGUUCAGUGGGAUAUGAACACAGGACAGAUUACUCAAGAGUACGAUCAACAUUUAGGAGCAGUGAAUACCAUUACAUUUGUAGACAAUAAUAGGAGGUUUGUCACGUCAAGUGACGACAAGUCGCUCCGUGUUUGGGAAUAUGGGAUUCCUGUUGUUAUUAAGUAUAUUAGUGAGCCUCAUAUGCAUUCCAUGCCCUCCAUAUCGGUACACCCCAAUACGAAUUGGCUUGCAGCACAGAGUUUAGACAAUCAAAUUCUUAUCUAUAGCACUAGGGAGAGAUUUCAGCUAAACAAGAAGAAGAGGUUUGCUGGCCACAUUGUGGCAGGAUACGCUUGUCAGGUCAAUUUUUCACCAGACGGACGCUUUGUUAUGUCUGGCGACGGUGAGGGUAAAUGCUGGUUUUGGGACUGGAAAACCUGCAAGGUAUUCAGAACUCUCAAGUGUCACGAAGGAGUAUGCAUUGGCUGUGAGUGGCAUCCAUUAGAACAGAGUAAAGUAGCAACGUGUGGCUGGGAUGGACUGAUAAAGUAUUGGGACUAGAUUAGAGCUUUUGACAUAUUAGCGCUGUGAUUGACUGAGAAAGCUAUGCGCCUGAGACGUUUGGCCUCUGAAGUGUACACUUCACCUUGAAUUUUGUGUUGCAUCAUCUUAGUUUUAGUUAUCAUCCCAAGUUCAUUGUACUCUUAGUUUCUUACAUUUUUGUAUACUGAAUUAAUACAAAAUUUUACUUCUUUCACUCCUUUAUGUUGCCUGCUUUUGCGUAGAACUGAACAAUUCUCAUGUAUACUUGCAUACAGGCACAAUAAGGUCAUUAAGUUAUUGAUUGUGGAACAAAUGAGUGUUUAGUCCCUAA
Messenger RNA from Cucurbita moschata (crookneck pumpkin), 2508 nucleotides. RefSeq names its product pre-mRNA-processing factor 17-like. The transcript is spliced from 2 exons. NCBI's taxonomy places the organism in Eukaryota, Viridiplantae, Streptophyta, Magnoliopsida, Cucurbitales, Cucurbitaceae. Gene Ontology annotation, molecular function: mRNA binding; protein binding. The coding region runs from base 450 to 2195 and encodes 581 amino acids. The record is from RefSeq and is a predicted model, not a curated record. Gene Ontology annotation, biological process: mRNA splicing, via spliceosome. Gene Ontology annotation, cellular component: catalytic step 2 spliceosome.